CGCAAUUACAUAUCAGUUAAUCUCCUUCGCCAUCAUUCCCUUUCAUUUUCCAGUCAGUCUCUUCUUUCUACGACUCGCCAUUGGGAUUUCUUGUGCUUCCUGGCGCCGAGGACGAUAUUUUCUUCUUUACUUCUUUCUAGUAAUUCCAUCCUUCGAAACGGAACGAAAACCCUGAUAUCCUCCUUACGAAACCCAAUCAUGGGUCUCCUCCAAGAACUUGCGAGCCACCCGCUCGCACAACAAUAUCAGGAGCUUCCCCUGGCCCAGCAAAUUGGAAUUGGCUUUGGAGCUUUCGUAGUUCUCUCUGUCGUUCUCAAUGUACUCAACCAGCUACUCUUCAAGAACCGCAAUGAACCACCCCUGGUCUUCCACUGGUUCCCCUUCGUUGGAAGCACUAUCACAUACGGAAUGGACCCCCCUAAAUUCUUCAGGGAGAACCGUGCCAAGCAUGGUGAUGUCUUCACCUUUGUCCUCCUCGGAAAGAAAACCACUGUCGCUGUUGGCCCCACUGGAAACGACUUCAUCCUCAACGGAAAGCUCAAGGAUGUAUCUGCCGAGGAGAUUUACACUGUUCUCACUACUCCUGUCUUCGGCAAGGAUGUCGUGUAUGAUUGCCCCAAUGCCAAACUCAUGGAGCAGAAGAAGUUCAUGAAAAUCGCCCUCACGACCGAAGCCUUCCGAUCAUAUGUGCCUAUUAUCUCCUCCGAGGUUCGCGAUUACUUCAAGAAGAGCCCCGAUUUCAAGGGCAAGUCCGGUAUUGUCGACAUUCCCAAGAAAAUGGCCGAGAUCACUAUCUUCACUGCCUCGCAUGCCCUCCAAGGCAGCGUUAUCCGUAACAAGUUUGACGAGUCUCUGGCCGCUCUCUACCACGAUCUCGACAUGGGUUUCACUCCCAUCAACUUUAUGCUUCACUGGGCUCCUCUGCCCUGGAACCGCAAGCGCGAUCACGCCCAGCGCACUGUUGCCAAGAUCUAUAUGGACACCAUUAAGGAGCGACGCGCUAAGGACAACGAUGACACCGAGCACGAUAUGAUGAAGCAUCUCAUGAACUCUACUUACAAGAACGGCACCCCUGUCCCUGAUCACGAGGUCGCCCACAUGAUGAUUGCUCUUCUCAUGGCUGGCCAGCACUCUUCUUCUUCUACCAGCUCUUGGAUUAUGCUCCGUCUCGCUCAGUACCCUCACAUCAUGGAAGAGCUGUACCAAGAGCAGGUUAGAGAGCUCGGUGCUGAUUUGCCUCCCCUGACUUACGACGACCUUGCCAAGCUGCCCCUCAACCAGGCCAUUAUCAAGGAGACUCUCCGCCUUCACGCUCCUAUUCACUCCAUCAUGCGCGCCGUCAAGUCUCCCAUGCCUGUUCCUGGAACCAAGUACACCAUCCCGACCUCGCACACUCUUCUCGCCGCUCCUGGUGUCAGCGCUACCGACUCGGCCUACUUCCCCAACCCCGAUGAGUGGGAUCCUCACCGAUGGGAGGCCGACUCUCCCAACUUCCCCAGAAUGGCUAACCGUGGCGAUGACGAAGAGAAGAUCGACUACGGCUACGGUCUUGUCAGCAAGGGUUCUGCCUCUCCUUAUCUGCCCUUUGGUGCUGGUCGUCACCGAUGCAUUGGCGAGCACUUUGCCAACGCCCAGCUUCAGACAAUUGUUGCUGAGGUUGUGCGUGAGUUCAAGUUCCGCAAUGUGGAUGGCGGCAACACUCUGAUCGACACCGACUACGCCUCGCUUUUCUCACGACCCUUGGAGCCCGCCAACAUCCACUGGGAAAGACGACAGCAGUAGAAUUGGCCCCAAAUAAUGAUGAGACAACACGAAAUAAGUUGUAUACAUGCGGCAAACGCAAUGGGCAUGCUCGGGAGUUGAGUGUUUUGUAAUGGCUGGCCUGGUUUUUCCAAAAAUAAGUCAAUUGUCAUGCCAUGCCAGCAAAGAUCUGGCGAUAGAAUCUAUAAAUCUUUUAAUAAGCAACGAUUAAAUUAUGAAUCAACACGAUUUUCUGC
Fusarium verticillioides 7600 is the source of this 1997-nucleotide messenger RNA. Its product is annotated as eburicol 14-alpha-demethylase. The record is from RefSeq and is a predicted model, not a curated record. The transcript is spliced from 3 exons. Bases 199 to 1782 code for a protein of 527 amino acids. Gene Ontology annotation, molecular function: monooxygenase activity; iron ion binding; heme binding. NCBI's taxonomy places the organism in Eukaryota, Fungi, Ascomycota, Sordariomycetes, Hypocreales, Nectriaceae. Gene Ontology annotation, biological process: ergosterol biosynthetic process.